Molecule: messenger RNA, 525 nt
Organism: Echinostoma caproni
Lineage: Eukaryota; Metazoa; Platyhelminthes; Trematoda; Plagiorchiida; Echinostomatidae
Source: the annotation of a GenBank genome assembly
AUGCUUUCUUUGGUGCGAUCCUCUCUAAAUGUGUCUUCUCUGCUAUUGCAGCCGUUAUGCACGAGACGAANCGAGACGAACCCAGCCACUGUUUCUCCAACCGAUUCAACAUCCGGAGACCAAACAGAAGCUUUGCUCAUCAGUUUGGAUGGUCUUCGGAAAUCGCAAACACCGUUACAGUCCGCCGAUUGCGCACAACUUCGCCAAGCUUUCGCCUGCCGUCGCGCGCACGCACGUUGCCUAGCUCUAGAUGUUCUAGCUUUACGAGCCGGACCGAGAUUAUGCGUGGGCUCAGUUCUAGCCGGUGAAUUGGUCCUCUGGCACACACAGGAUACGGAUGCACGAGUACGUGAUCGUGCAUUUCGCUGCCUCCUAUCGUGGACCACAGCCUCGCGGUCCGGACCGUCAGGCGAACUGCAUGCAAGCUUGAAAUCGGAAAGAACCUGCUGGAUCCAGUCAAAUUUGGAAUCUGCUUAUUCUACUGCUUGUCAUGGACUUGCAGAUGUGGAGGAAAUGGUUAGUUGA